UUUUUGCGUGGGAGAGAAACGCGUCUGACCCGCACCUUUUUUUCUUCUACGUAGUACCGUCACCGCUUGACAAAGUCCAUCUCCGCAUCCCCUCCUCCUUCUACCACUGACAUGCGAAGCCUCGUGCGAAGCUAGCAAAAUAUUUGUCGGCUCUGCAGUUUUGUUCCUUCGUUGUUCUCUGCUACCUGUGUACUUUUAGACAUUUUAUUAGUCGAUGUUGUGCUCCAUGUGAAAGUGAACGUUAAUUGAUUUGCUGACGGAAAUAUUGUAAUUGUUACGCCAUCCUGUGUACCGGAAUUCUCACGUAAUUCACAAUCUGCAAGUGGUGAAUUUUAACUCUUAGGAUUACUCGUGUGCAUCGGAUGUUUCUCCCCUGAUUGAGAGUUACCUCUGUUUCGAAUCAUCGUCUGCAUUUAUUCACCUUAAUCACAAGGUAAAGGCUAUUGUUAUUUUGCGUCCAAGUGAAUGUGUGGUUUGAAUUUUCAUCAAUGUGGAGUGUGCGAUGAUACUUGAUGAGUAAUAAAAAAUGAGAUGGAACAAAGUGUUUCAGUGUACCGUAACCGCGACAACCGCAUCACUAUCGAUAAAUUUCCGGCAAGUGAAAGAAACGUUGCCCGGCGACCGAUUUCUGGAGUUCACGCUACCGGGUGGUGCAAUGGUACUUUAACAUUCACUUCUUUAACCAGUGAGUGUAGAUUACAGUCUCUAUAAUUUUCGGCUUAGUAGUUGUUGGUUGGUAAAUUCAAAAAAUACGUACCAUUGCGGGCAAGCUUUGGAGUUUGACUAAUUCAUUGAAAAUGCUCGUUUAUCCUGGCGGCAACGAGAGCAUACUUGGAUACUUCACCAUCAAAGAUUCUCAAGAUGUUGAUCUGGAUGCCAUCCUUGGUGAGUUGUGUGCUUUGGAGCGACGCUGCGACGGUGAUAUCGCGGCAACUCCAGCCCCGGACUCUCAGAGGCAAGGAAGACCAAACAGUACGAGAAUCAACCCCGCGGACAGUACGGACAUUAGUAAAAAUGACGGAGGAAUGCGCACGGAUAGUCCUGACAAUGACAGCGCCUUCUCAGACACGGUGUCGAUGUUGUCCAGCGAGAGUUCGGCCAGCAGCAGCGGCUCCGGACACAAACCACCUCAGAACAAUAUGCACACCGUUCCGCAACAGCAACCGCAUCACCUUAUGGACGCCGCAGGCAGGGCGAAGGCUGAAAAAAUUCGGCUCGCACUGGAAAAGAUCCGAGAGGCAAGCGUGCAGAAACUUUUCAUUAAAGCCUUCACGCUGGACGGCAGUGGUAAGAGCCUUUUGGUCGAUGAGGGAAUGACCGUUGCACAUGUAUGCAGGCUAUUGGCGGACAAAAAUCACGUACCGAUGGACCCCAAAUGGGCAGUGGUGGAGCAUCUCCCUGAUCUUUUCAUGGAAAGGGUAUACGAAGACCACGAGCUAUUGGUAGAAAACCUGCUCCUAUGGACAAGGGACUCCAAAAAUAAGUUACUCUUCGUAGAACGGCCCGACAGAACGCAGUUGUUCCUCGCAGCAGAGAAAUUCCUUCUUGGGCCAUCAGACAGAAGUAACGCCGAGUACGACGAUCACUCGCGAAAUAUUUUACUGGAGGAAUUCUUCUCCAGCAGUAACGCGGGGGUGCCUGAGAUCGAAGGUCCGCUGUAUUUGAAAUCGGACAGUAAAAAGGGCUGGAAAAGGUAUCACUUUAUCUUGCGAGCAUCUGGUCUUUAUUAUUGGCCGAAGGAGAAGGCGAGAAGCGCUCGGGACCUCGUGUGCCUGGCAACGUUCGACGUCAACCAAGUGUACUACGGUGUUAGUUGGAAGAAGAAAUACAAAGCUCCAACUGACUUCUGCUUUGCCGUUAAACACCCGAGGCUUCAGCAGCCAAAAUCUACAAAGUACAUAAAGUUCUUGUGCGCGGAAGACAGUGCCGCUCUGGAGAGGUGGAUGGUCGGUAUACGGAUAGCAAAAUAUGGCAGGCAACUUAUGGAGAACUACAGAACUCUCGUGGACGAACUGGCACAGGAAGAUCUCGACCUGUUGGCCCACGCCAGGUCCUGCUCGGUCAGCUCGAUAGCAACGCCCCCAAAUCAAACACAGUACAAUACGACGAACGACAACGCAAGACAGUUCACAGAGAAUUCUAGAAACGCGGCAAGCGAAGGAAGGCUCAGUAGAGCCAGCAGCUCUAGUUCCUCUGGCUGCAUGUCCGAUGGAGCUUCAAGCAGUUGUGAGGUGGCCUUUGAGUGCGGGGAGUUCCCGACGGGUACGAUUAAACGGAAACCGUCAAUGAAUCCGAAGCUACCGCUUACCUCGAUAACUCGACAGCUCAAGGAAGUCGGAGAAACGGUACGCGAUGAACCGGAUAGCUGUCCGAGCCCUACCAGUUCAGGUUCAGGCACUUUAACCAGAAGACACAGUAGAAGGAGAAGCGGGACUGACUCCGAUGGGUCUGGGACUCUGAAAAGACAUCACAGAUCGGGAAAUGCAACUCCCGUCAGCCCUGUCCCUCCGGGAACACCGGUCAGGGAAAGAGCUAGUCCUAUUGCCUAUUCUAGGACGGAAAGCAUCGAAUCUAAGACUCCGACCAGCCCAAUACAGCAAUGCAUGAUGGAUUCGAUAACGUCUUUGCCGCCACCACCCUCACCGCCCAGAGGAGCUGACGAGGCGGAAUCAGACGGUGAACCCCUGCCUCCGCCACCCCCGGAGAUGUUCCGAUCGAACCUCUCCCUAGAUAGUCUACCCCCACCUCCCGCGCCUGGGGAACUUCCAACUUGCCAUAGUCCCGACCUGAGUGGCUCUUCGUUGAGUCUCGCGUCUCUCCCGCCACCGCCGAGUCCCCUGGUCGGUGAAACUGGGACCAUAAGACGGGCCAGGCCGAAGCAGUCAACGCCGACGAACUCACUAUCGCCGGAUGGAACACCGACACGCUCGUUUGAGAUGAUGAACCAGAUUUACGCGACGGCGACCAAUAACGGGCAGAUUUACUCCGAGAGCCUGACAUCCCACGGUGCCAACGGGACCAGCAGCUCGAACGGUUCGAACUGCUCAACGCCCACCAACUCCUACCCCCCGAGCAUUGCUCCCAUGUCGCCUGCCUCCUUGGCGAUGCCCGGUAGCCCGUGUUUCGCGGCGGCCCCGCCACCGUUCGUUCCGCCCCCGGCAUAUGGCACUCAGCACAACUCUCUGCCUGGCAGGCAAAACUCGAAAGUGGAGUCGAUAUACGGCGGAUCUCUUCAGCACGGCAGCCAGCCCAUAAGGCCCAACCCUAACAUGGACACGGUGCGGCGCAGUGCGAUGAAGCAAGGCAACAGCCACUACGCAGCGCCCCCGUACCUCGCCGAGCUAAAGGCAGCUGCCAGCCCCCAGCCACAGAGGAGGGUAACCAUACAGGAGCCCCCAACAUCGCCAAAGGCGAAGACCGGUACCGGGAAAAAGAUCACCUUCAAUUUACCACCGCAACAGGAACAGGGAAGUCCAGCGUUGCCGCAGAGAAAACCCAUGCCUCCUAGGAGGUCGAACAGCACGAAGCUCACGUCGCCGAAAAAGUUGGCCGCCUCUGACCAGGCGCCGCCUAGGGAUUUCUUAAAGGAUUUGCAGAGGGUGAUGCGUAAGAAGUGGCAGGUUGCCCAAAAGUGCAAACUCGACACGACGACGACUCCACACGAGGUACUCGGCUUCCGGGAUCCUCCCCCAGCUAUCGCUGACUACAGGGAAACCAACGUUUCCAACUGGGUUCAGGAGCACUAUGGUGCUUACAAUCUUUACGAAAACGUUUACGCUACGGACCCCAAUGCCCCCGUAGAAUACGCGAGUAGUCCGACGAAAAAUACAGCGAGCGUCAGGUUCGCGGACGAAAAUCGCACGAACAACAUCGCCAACGCCAUUGCUGGGAAACGACGGCCACCACCACCACCCCCGAAGAGGGCUGACACAACUCACCUCACCACGAGAGCCAUGCACUGACAAUAGCCUACGAUCAAAUCUCGCUUCGAGGAGGACCUCGCACCGGAGAGACGCCGAUGCGGGUGGACCUGCUGCCUCUGCACCUGGUGGAAGCAUUAAAUAGGUAACACCAAGUGGAAAUGCCGUGGUAGGGGAAGGGUAGUGACAGGGGUGAACCACAAGAACGUGCUGAUAUAAUUCGUUGAAAUUUAAGGAACCCUGUUUACCGAGGCAGUGGGUAGAUAGCAUAUUUUAUAUGUGACUACAUCCCGGGAUAUGAUUACGUGUCCUGGAGGUGUUGGACAAAAAUUUAUUGUCGAAACCACGAACUAUUUUUUGUGAUGGUUUCGUGUUAAAUCUACCAAAUUCCCUCCGUAAAUUAAUUCGCGGCAAUGUUGUUUUCAAGAAGCGAGACGAUAGAUCAAUGGAAAGAUGAUGGUUAAACAGACAAGGCGUCAGAUACUUUUUUUAUUACACUUUCUAACACGUCGAAGAAGGAAAAGAAGGAGGUGCGAAUGGAACGAAGUAGGAGAUAGACCACAGAUUUUUUUAAUCAAG
Molecule: messenger RNA, 4499 nt
Organism: Diprion similis
Lineage: Eukaryota; Metazoa; Arthropoda; Insecta; Hymenoptera; Diprionidae
Product: amyloid beta A4 precursor protein-binding family B member 1-interacting protein-like
Exons: 8
Coding region: 798-3962 (1054 amino acids)
Biological process (GO): signal transduction
Source: RefSeq, a predicted model, not a curated record